Gadus macrocephalus (Pacific cod) is the source of this 2530-nucleotide messenger RNA. It is a transcript of the gene lhfpl4b, whose product is annotated as LHFPL tetraspan subfamily member 4b. The record is from RefSeq and is a predicted model, not a curated record. The transcript is spliced from 6 exons. NCBI's taxonomy places the organism in Eukaryota, Metazoa, Chordata, Actinopteri, Gadiformes, Gadidae. Gene Ontology annotation, biological process: sensory perception of sound. Gene Ontology annotation, cellular component: plasma membrane. The coding region runs from base 914 to 1555 and encodes 213 amino acids.
CAUUCCCACUAACAUGUCACAUAUGUAAUGUGUGAUGUGACGUGUCACAUGUCAUUUGUAACAUGUUACACACUUCUGUUCAGGUAUACUUGAGCAAGUAAUUAAAUAAAGGAAUAUUAAAAAGUAACAUUUAAUAUGUAACAUGUAAUAUUGACUGUAAUAUAAUGGCAUCGACGCCUCCACCUGUUGUUCUUCUUAGACUUUAUUCUUUCGUUCUUAUUAUCUACAAAUGUAGGGACCCUACUACUUCCACAAUUGUCCCCCUAGAGACUAAAUUCCACAUUUAAAAUGCAGAGUAAUGCUAUGUCCUACCAGCUGACCAUGGCAGAGUAAUGCUAUGUCCUACACACAGAUACUCUGGGUACAAUUAGUUUUAAGAAUUUUACGAAAAACUAAUCCCAAAAAGUCGUCUGUGCCUUUUAAACGUCGAAACAACUGUAUGCCUGUAAGUGUUUAGUUUUAGACCGACAAAUUUAGUUAAGUCGUUUUUGUGUCAUAAGGACAGAGGGACCCUAAACACGAAGUUGAGCUAGAAGGACCUUCAACCAGGACCGUAAUAUCACGACCGUCUCUCUUCACACCACCAGUCAACCUGAACGAAGCGUUAAAACACCGCUUCUCCAUCAUCAGACCAGGCGGGGCGCUGGAGGAGCGGCUCCUCCGUCCCUCAGAGCCGCGGAUCAGUUCAUCUUUUACCGACGAGGAACUCAACCUGACAGAGGGUACUCACUGAUCGAUACGAGGCGACGAAAUCACCGCUUCUCUCUCUAUCUCGCCCCCCCCUCUCUCUCUCUCUCUCUCUCUCUCUCUCUCUCUCUCUCUCUCUCUCUCUCUCUCUCUCUCUCUCUCUCUCUCUCUCUCCAUCCAUUGGUAUUUUCGAGACGCGGAGCUCGUGCUGUUCUGCGGUUCCAAGAUGGCGCUGUCUCCCCCUGAGCUCUACCACACUGAGUUCGUGCGCAGUGCGCGCGCGGUGGGCGUGCUGUGGGGCGUGUGCACCGUGUGUCUGGCCGUACUCCAAGUGGUGGUUCUGGUGCAGCCCGCCUGGGUGGUCACCACGGAGACCAGCUCCUCCGCCUCCGGGACCCUUGGCCUGUUCCAGGUGUGUGUGGAGGGGGACUGGCCCGGUCCGGACUGCCAGGGCUCCCCCUCGGCCCUGGCCCCCCUGCCGGCCUUCCAGACCCCCGCGGUGCUGGUGUGUGUGUCGCUGGGCGCCGUGUGGACCAGCGCCGCCUGCCUGCUGCUCUUCAGGGUCUGCCACUCGGCCGCCGUGUUCAAGAGCUGCGGCUGGCUGCAGCUCACAGCAGGUGUGUGUCUGUCUCUCGCCUGUCUGCUGUUCCUGGACUCCUGGGACUGUGCGGAGAUGAGGGCUCUUUGUGGAGACAGAGUGGGGAGCUUCCAGCCGGGGAACUGCUCGGUGUCCUGGGUGUUCACGCUGGCCCUGCUGGGGGUGCUGGACUCGGUGAUCCUGGCCACGCUGGCCUUCGUCCUGGCCAGCAGACAGGACGCCCUGCUGCCCGCGGAGACCAGGGACCAGAACCUGCUCACUAACCCUUAACCUCUCCUUAACCUCUCCUUAACCCUCUCCUUAACCCUUAACCUCUCCUUAUCCCUCUCCUUAACCCUUAACCUCUCCUUAUCCCUCUCCUUAACCCUGAACCUCUCCUUAACCCUUAACCCUCUCCUUAACCCUUAACCUCUCCUUAACUCUCUCCUUAACCCUUAACCUCUCCUUAACCCCCUCAUUAACCCUUAACCUUGCCUUAACCCUCUCAUUAACCCUUAACCUCUCCUUAACCCCUAACCUCUCCUUAACCCCUAACCUCUCCUUAACCCUCUCCUUAACCCUUAACCUCUCAUUAACCCUCUCCUUAACCCUCUCAUUAACCCUUAACCUCUCCUUAACCCUCUCCUCAACCCUUAAACCUCUCCUUAACCUAAAACCUUCUCACCAACCCUUAACCUCUCCUUAACCCUCUCCUUAAGCCUAAACACAUUCCUUAAUCCACAACUUCUCCCUAACCCUUAACCUCCCCUCAACCCACAAACUCUAUUUGAAACUGUAAUUUAUGUUUUUAUGUGUCUUAUGAAUGAUGUAUGUAUGUAUGCAUGCAUGUAUGAAUGAUACAUGUUUGAUGUAUGUAUGAUAUGCUGCCACUUGCCCCUGUCUCCUGCCCUAUAAGGACCACAAUGGAAAUAAGCCUUAGGGCUUUAUUGUGUCAUCCCUGACUAUCUUUAUUGAUAUAAUGUAUGGCACAGGUUGUUGUUUCAUAUUUUUGUGUCAAGAAUGGUGAAAUAAAAUCUAAAUCUAAAUCAACCCUUAACCCUCUCCUUAACCCUUAAACCUUUUCUUGAACCUAAACCUCUCCCUUACCCUUAACCUCUCCUUAACCCAAAACCUUCUCACCAUCCCUGAACCCUCUCCCUCACCCUUAACCCUCACCCUAACCCUCUCUUUAAAUCUUUCCCAAAUCCUGUUGUCUGUUAAGUUGUAAAUAUUCUGAGCAGAGAAUUAAAGCUAUAUUCUAAGGAC